Messenger RNA from Magallana angulata, 5597 nucleotides. Its product is annotated as phosphatidylinositol 5-phosphate 4-kinase type-2 alpha-like. NCBI's taxonomy places the organism in Eukaryota, Metazoa, Mollusca, Bivalvia, Ostreida, Ostreidae. The record is from RefSeq and is a predicted model, not a curated record. Gene Ontology annotation, biological process: phosphatidylinositol metabolic process. Gene Ontology annotation, molecular function: phosphatidylinositol kinase activity. The coding region runs from base 209 to 1438 and encodes 409 amino acids. The transcript is spliced from 9 exons.
UUCUUUAAAAAAAGCAUGUUGGGAUAUCCAUUUGUUUUCGUCGCCAUUUUGGAUGUUGAUUCUGGGUAGCUUCAUCUGUCAGAAGAGCGAGAAGAAGUUGACGUAUCUGGCCAGUUAAUCGACACGUGCCUGCCGAUAAAUGACAUCAACACAAUGAACUCUUGACAGUAACGUUAGUGAGCAGACACCAGGGAGUAUAAAAACAGAAAUGGCGACGACGAAGGAUUCAAAACAACAAAAACGGAAGCAACUGAAAUUGAAGGCGGUGCCCCAGAAGACGAAAUUGUUUCGAGCAAGUGAACCCCUUAUGAGUGUGUUUAUGUGGGGUAUUAACCACACGAUUAAUACCUUGAACCAUGUUAGCAUCCCUGUUAUGCUCAUGCCUGAUGAUUUCAAAGCCUUCAGUAAAGUUCACGUCGACUACCACAAAUUCCACAAAGAAGCAAUGCCAAGUCACUUCAAGUUCAAAGAAUACUGCCCGAUUGUGUUCAGAAAUCUGCGGGAACGCUUCGGAAUUGAUGACCACGACUACAUGAAUUCCUUGACCAAGCCUCCGGAGGACAUUGAUUCUCCGGGCAGAAGCGGGGCCAGAAUGAUGAUGUCAAUGGACAAGAAAUACUUCAUUAAAACACUAGUCAGUGAAGAAGUGGAACAACUUCACCUCAUCCUGAAACAGUAUCACCAGUUCAUAGUGGAAAACCAUGCAAAGACUCUACUGCCUCAGUACCUAGGAAUGUACCGCAUCACCGUGAACGACACAGAGACGUAUCUAGUGGUCAUGAGAUGUGUGUUCAGUCCCCGACUCACCAUACACAAAAAAUACGAUCUCAAGGGAUCAACAGUUGACAGAUCAGCCAGUGAUAAAGAGAAAACUAAAGAGCUGCCUACUUUCAAAGACAAUGAUUUCCUGAAUGAUGGCGCCUCAAUUCACAUAGGAGCAGACAGCAAGGAGAAGUUGAUGACCAUGCUCAAAUCUGAUGUGGAGUUUCUAUCUAGUUUACACCUAAUGGACUACAGCCUUAUUGUUGGAAUACACGACUGCGAGCGGGCGGAGCAAGAAGCGUUGGAGAACUCAAAUCCAGACCUGAGUGCAAUGGAGGAGAACGACUCAGAGAAUGGCCUGGACGAUGACGAGUACUACGGUCCAGGGGGUGUCCCCACCCCCCCAGACAGCCCACAACCCGCUGUCUACUUGCCUUACACCGGGGAGCUGGACAGCGAGAUGGAGAGAUACGGGAUCAAAUCUAGUCCAGAGAGUCCAAGACGAGAAAUUUACUUUUUGGCAAUGAUAGACAUUCUGACAAAAUAUGGUGUGAAAAAACGGACUGCGACAGCGGCAAAGACCGUGAAACAUGGCGCAGGAGCGGAAUUCUCCACAGUCCGCUACGAUCAAUACGCAAAGAGAUUCCUGGAGUUCAUCAACAAGUGCAUAGAAUGAUGACCAUGAAGUUUGUGUUCUCAUUUUCACAGUGUAUACAAAUUAAGGAGAUGACAAUACUUUGUCCCCUAACUACUGUGUUACAAGUGACGGUCAGCAAAAGUCACCAUGUAAAAGCAUCACUUCCUGUUUGGGAGUUUGAAUGACACGUCACAUGGCACUAUUUUACGUCAAAGGUCUCAUUGCACUUGUGGUUUGUUUUUUUUUUUGAUUGCACACAGCAAGAUAAUUUUUUUUCCCAGUUAAUAAUUGUAGAAAAAGUUGCAACUUACAAAAAAAAUUAGAUGUUAUCCAUAUUCUGUUUUGCCUAACACAACAGUAAUUCCUCUGAAAAAAACCCCCCAAAAACUCUGCAGAAUUUUUACUAUACAUCUGGAGAUGUUUUAGGUGAAGAUAAUCAUACAUUUUUUGUACAAGGUUUAUUUUUUGUCUGGUGGUCUAUAAAAGUACUUAUGAUAUUUCCUAUGAGUUUAAACUUUAAAAUUUAAAUCAGUUUUUGAACUGAUUCAUGGAAAAAAAAAUUUAAAGUAGUAAAAAUUUAAAAAGAAAUAAAAAUUAAAAUGUGUCAUUACUUUUUAAGGGAUAGACAGUGCACAUAUUGGGUAAAACAAUCUGAUAUAGAACAGUAUACAUAAUGUUGUAUUGUAUGGGGUUUUAAAUGUCCAAAAUGUGAUGUAAUAUAUUGAUGUCAGUUUGUUGUUGUAUUACUGUUAUCAACCAUGACACACAGCAAUCGAUGCAAGAGUUAUCUUCCUUAACACGACAAAAUAAUUAAUAAUUCUUACCUGUCAAAAAAGAUUAAAAAAAACUACUACAUAUAACUGAUUAGUAAACCAAGGUUAUAAAUAUUCAUGUAGUGGACAUGUAUAUUAAUGAAGGUCAUGAUGCAUGAAAUUAUUGUAUUAUCUAUACAUUCAGCAUUCAGAUAUUAUCAUACCCGGUUUAGAUAUGCAUAUGCAUUGAAUGCAAAUGAUAGUAUUACAGAUGUAUACAAUUUAUGAUUUAGUUUCAGAAAUAUUUCAGGGUGUCAUAAUGUUAUUUGUCUCAUAUACUAACCAAUAUAUUGACAUAUUUUAUUUAUGAAUAGAUUUUAAAUGGACAGUAUAUCUUAUUCAUAGCUUCAUAUUAAAUUUAAAAAGGCUGUGUGGUCAUGACUAUUUUCAAGAUUCUAUAAACUUUCCAGAAAUAAGCGCUCUCUAUAGAAAUGUAAGGAAAUAUUCAAAUGGAAAUCCUUUAUAGUUAAAACAUUUUGUUUUCUUCUCUUUAUGAAAUUAAUAUACUGUUAAAGAAGACAUAUUAAUUAUUUAAGUGGAUCUUAUUAGUCCUCUGAUUUUUGGCAAUCCAACCUCCUUAAAAGCAGUUGUUUGUUUUAAAAACUAACGCCACAAGUUUUACUUAAGAAAGCUGGAUGGUCAAGGCAAUUUUUAAGGCUGUAUUUACCUCCUUUAGAUGAAGAGCCCUGUAUGAAGAUACAGGAAAUUGAUCAAAUUUUUAUGCAAAAAUGUUUGGAUAUUUUUCUUUUUACAAAAUAAUAGUUUAUGGCAAGUAAUAUUAUAUUCAAAAGUGUAUGGCAGAUCUGAUGGGUUAAAACCACCCAGCCUCUUUAAUUUGACAACACAUGGGUUUUGAUUUUAGUGUAGAGAAAAUUCAGAUUUUCACUUUUGUCUCAAAUUAAGUGCAUUUUUUACACCCUCCCUUUCGAAAACAAACUUUCCCUAGUAAGAUUUGAUAAUAAGAGCGAGUGGGAAUGAAUCCUUGUUAACUGAUGCACAAGUUACAUGGAGGACCAACUCAUAGGCAUAACUCAUUUUUUGGGGUGAAUUCAAACUCUUUUGUUUUGUGCACAGUAUUUAUCGCUAUGUACAUGGAUAUACCUAAUAACAAGGAGGAAUAGGAAAAAGAAGAAAAAUGGGUUUUGUAAUUCAGUUAUUAUUUAAAUCUGUAGCAAGAAGUUUUCGGUACUGUGUAGCAUACAUUGUUUAUCAUAGUUGGUCUCACCUGUAUGUAACUUUUCAUCUAGGAAGUUUGACUGGUCCUCGCCUACCCCCUUCUGAAUUCACCUCCCUAUCCUCAACUACAUAAACCAUACACAAAGAAAAUACAUAUACACAAAGAGUUAUAAAUUCAAAGUUUGUCAACAGAGUUAAAAAUGCAUUUAAAGAUGGCUGGGUGGUCAACAAACUUACCGUCAGAGCCACCUUAAAAUGUUAAACAUGAUUUUUAGAUUUUACAGAGCUCUCCUUGCAAAGGAGAUCAAUAUAGUCUUAAAAAAUGGCCAAGAUCAUCCAGCCCUCUUAAUAUAUUCAGACACAAUUUGAUUGGUCAUUUAAACAAUUGGUCAAUGAUUUAAGGGGAGGGUAGCAGGGUGGUGAGGUCAGGUGAGGUGAAGAAGAGGUCCUACUUGUACUUCUUUUGACUCAUCAUAAAUGUUUGUAUUAUAUAUGUGUAAUGUGCAAUGCCGUAAAAUUCACCAUAUUGUUAGUCCCAUCAUGAAUUAAUAACAAAAUCGCUUAAAUGCAUACUGUAAACCCCAUUAUUUCUGCAUUUUUCACCAUCAAUAUGUAUAUUAGAACAUGAAUACAUGCAGGUGUACGUGUAACAACACCACCUGGUUUUUGUGAGAGUACAUGUACGGAUCCAGAAAUUUUUUCCAGGGGAUGUUGGGGGAUAUUUGAGUUUUCCAGGGGGGUGUGAGAAAUGUUUUUGGCAAUUUAAUUACGAGUACGUAAAUUUAAGAAAUUUGAAUUUUCCAAGAGGGGCUCUGCCCACCCUUCACACCCCCCCCCCCCCCCAUCCCCUCUCUUCUAUAUCCACGCAAGGGGUACACUAGAUGGGGAGAUGUCUUGCUGUUUUUAGGUUAUUAAAAAUCUUGAACAUCUUUUGUAAAGAAACUGUGAUUAGUGAAAGGGGAUUAAAUUACCCAUAUUCUGUAGAUCUGUUUUUUUAAAAUACAUUUUUUCUUCUUUUUCUUCUUUUUUUUUUAAAUCCUGAACAAAUAAGAACAAUUUAAGAAAAUAUUUUGCUCCAUUGUUUCAUAGGGGGUUUCUUCGUUUUGUUUAAUAUAUUAUUUUGUUUUCUCUUGUUAUGAAAUGUAUAAUUAUUUACAACAAGUUACAGGAUAGAUAUAUAUAUAUAAUUUUUGCAUGCAAUAGAAAAAAAGAACAUGUACACAGCCAUUAUAUACAUUAAGUGCUAACUUAACUGGAUAUUGAAGUGCCAUCCAGUUUCUCAUCUUUUGAAUCCUGUCUCUUUUAUCAUCUGUGCUAGCAAGAUUAUCAUGCAUAUAAUUGCAAGGGGUAAACCCAUUUCUCGUGGUGUUUGACCAAAUUAUUGAGAUAUAGUAUCGGUUUUCUUUUGGGACAAUUGGGGGUUGGCUUUGUAAAGUUUGUGAAAGCCUAACAAAAAUCGUACCAUCUGCCUAGAAUUAUUUGAGUUGAUCUGAGUGAAUUUAGUUUAAGUUAGAUUGUAGGAGAAUUGUUUGAUUACGCAUUCACUGAAGUUUUCGUGAAUAGUCUUGAAUUCCAAUCUGUUUUGUAUUUCGAUCCAAAAAUUCAGAAAUGGUGCACUUUUUUUCAUUUUUUAUUUGUGUUGAUGUUUAAAUGGAAUAUUCACUUUUGAGAUUUUUUUUUUAUUGUUUAUAUAUGAAUCAAUAAAAUCAAUAGAAGAACUAACCUAAAUCAAUUUAAAAUUUAAUAAAUAUAAACUCGGAAAUGGUUGCUGAGCAUACAUUAUCUGAAGAAACUUGAGAUGAGAAAUGAUUUUUAGCAAGGGUAACUACUAAUGAAUUAGGAAAAUUGUUUACUGUCAUAUUUGUUUUCAAAUAUUGUAUUUUACUUAAAAAGUAUUCACAUUUUUUAUCACAAUGUAAUUCCGUGCAAUUUUACCUAGUUAUGUAUUUUUUGGACAAAAAUAAUAUAAACUUGUGGUGCAAACAUCUUUAAAAAGAAAUGAAAGUUGCAGUAGAAGUUCUCAAGCAUUCCCUGUCGAACGCACCAUACCGAUUCAAAUGACGUCACAUGAAUUAGUGUUCAUUAUGCUGGAGUUUGACGAUAUCGAAUAUUCAGCACUGUCCGAUCUAGAUUUAUAUGUUGUUGUAUGGCUCAACCUAUUGCUUCAUAUGUAUAAUAUAUAUGUAGGUAAUAAAGAUAUAACAACACUA